AUGCCAAAUUUACCAAGCUUCGAUAAAACACCUGUCAAGGAUCCGCCUGCUCAGGAAUUGCCACAGCGGACACCCACUCCAGAGGGCCAUGACCAGAUCACUGUAGUGCGAGCUGUGGUCAAAAAGCAAAACUUGACUAUUUCUCAUGGCCAGCGUUCUGUAAAGAAAGCAUUAAAUCAAGCUUCAAGGAAAUCCGCUGUUCAGGCGCAGAAUCGAAUCUUAACUAAAAAAAGAAUGAUUUCCAAAGCUCAGCCACGACUCAAGAUUUCCUCAUCACUAAAAAUUAAGGCCAAAAAACACUUGGCAGUAUCGACGGGCAGUAAGAGUUGCUUAUUCUUUAGUUGCUCUUGGUGCCAAUUCCGAGUGUCUGACCGUGAACACUUUCAGCGUCACAUCUCACUGCACAAUUUUUUUCCACAGGGCUGUCGUCAAGCUUGCAUUUGCCUAUUCUUUGACAUUCUCCUUAUCUAUCUUUGCAAGAUCCACAGUAAUUGCUCCUUUUGUUUCUUUGUCUUUCUUUGUAUCACUUGA
Molecule: messenger RNA, 531 nt
Organism: Acanthosepion pharaonis
Lineage: Eukaryota; Metazoa; Mollusca; Cephalopoda; Sepiida; Sepiidae
Source: the annotation of a GenBank genome assembly